AUGGCGGGUAUUGGAUCCAUAUUCGGUGGAUUCAAGUUCCUGUCCAAGCCAACUGCGAAGAGCGGAAAACGAGCACGGAAUGAUGGUGGCCUCAGUGAAGAUCUCUCCGCAUUUGAACGGGCGCUUGAUGAUGCGAGACCGGCACUUCUGGAACGUGGAAAGCUGAGGACGGUGAACGAAUGCUCGAAAUUUAUCGAUGAUACAAAAGAGUUACUUAACAACAACCGGAAUCUACAAGAAAAGCGCUCGUCGGCGCUUAUCUCGCGGUUGCACGGAUAUAUUUUGUUGUUAAACAUCGCAGUGAACUCGCCAGCUCCAGGAACACAAGAUGCCAUUCACGAACUAGAUGCGAUGCCAGUUUUCGAGCCAUUUGGUAUUCCAGCUUCUGAGCUAGAUGCCAGAGUGGUGCACGAACUAGAAGGCCACGUCCUUCAAAUGAGUAUCGGAACGGAUGGCGGGGACCUUGAAACCUCGGAGGCGCCCUUAUCCGACAAUUCAUCCGUGUCACACAUCGCUGAAUCCACGGACUUCCAAGUUGAUCAAAUGGAAACAGCACCUCCUUAUAGAAGAACAACUCGCACGGACAUCGCCUCCUAUCAACGUCCAUUUAGCUGCUCGACCAGCCGCAGCUUUACGAGUUUAACAACAUUGUCAAGCAGCCAUUUCUAUCCUUCACGCACAGAAUCCACCCAGUUUACAUCAAGCAGAGCAGACUCUGAAUUUGCCAAAGCGCUUAAAGAUAACCGCAUUAGUAUCGCUACAAUUUUGAAAUGUGUAAAGGAUAGCAGGAAGAGAUCGCAGCUUAGCCAAGAAUCCAUCAAUAAGGCGUUGAUUUUUGUCUCAAAACACCGAAGACACAAAGAUAGCCAAAUUCAAAUUGAAGCGAUCAACGUCCUGCUGAAGCAGUGCGUAGCAGAUAUCGAGUAUCGGGAUGAGGGUUAUGGGCGAACGCCGCUGAUAUGGGCCGUCCACACGGAGCGGGAAGAUAUUGUGAAUAUUCUUCUUGAUAAUAAUGCCUCCAUUGAAGGAAUGGAUACCGUCAAACAAUGUUCACCACUCAUCUGGGCAGUUUGCCUGGGCCAUGAAGUGAUCAUUCGACUCCUGAUCGGAAGGGGAGCCAGCCUACGAGCAGCGGAUCCGGCCUUCGAACGAACGCCUCUUCUGUGGGCUACAAAGAAAGGUGCUUUCAAAAUCGCUAAAUUGCUUUUGGAGUUCAUCCAAGACCCAUACGUGGUUGAUCUCAGGGACAAAGAUGGGAAAACGGCGCUUGCUCUCGCAUACACCGAAAACCACCAAAUCACAGCGAACGCACUCCUGGAAGCAGGUGCAGAUCCGAAUUUCACUUUCAAAUCUGGUCGUCCACUACUAAUAUCAGCAAUCAUGGGAAAGGACUGGCGUUUUGUUCAUCUGCUCGUAAACAAGGGAGCCAAUAAAAACAUUGCAGACCCUGAAGGUUUGACAGCGCGAGAUUGGGCCCGACGCACCAGGGACAGGAAGAUAAUCAGUCUUGUUUGCUCGGGAGGAUGA
This is a messenger RNA of Uncinocarpus reesii 1704, 1527 nucleotides long. RefSeq lists its product as uncharacterized. Lineage: Eukaryota; Fungi; Ascomycota; Eurotiomycetes; Onygenales; Onygenaceae. Gene Ontology annotation, molecular function: protein binding. The transcript has 2 exons. Bases 1 to 1527 code for a protein of 508 amino acids. Gene Ontology annotation, cellular component: cytoplasm; nucleus. The record is from RefSeq and is a predicted model, not a curated record.